ACCCGAGAAAUCCUCAAGUGGCCCUUUUCUGCCUUUCGCCUCCAAACCGACGACUUCAAAAACCACACACGAGAGACCUCGACUUUUCGUGCCAAAUCCGCCAAAAUGAGACCGACUCAGAUGCUCCGAAGCGGCGCUGCCGACCCCAAGAACGGACAGUACGUGGAUUGCGAUUGAACGAGGGCAAUUGGUGGUUCUGUUGCGUGCGGCUUUUCCAAUGGUUAAUGGUCGAACGAACAACACCAAGCCUCCAAAAUAUACCAAUAGAGACGGAAUUGAAUGCUGACGGACUUUUAAUAGCUACAUUGGUAACUGGGGCCACUUUGGUAAGUGAUUGCUCCUACGAUGUGCGAACGAGGAAACUGGGUCGAUGAACGCGACGGACCAACGGAUAAUGACGAUGCACGAGGUGGAAGCAAUUGGGUCGAUAUAACACAAAAAAUCGAUGCAUGCGCAUAACCGGUCUCGAAAUUCAUCGAUGGGAUAUUCUCGGGGAUUCAUCAACGUCAUCAACGAAACUGGAGACUAACUCGAUAUCAGGUGGUGAGAAGCAGCGUGGUAUCAUCACUUACGGUCUGUCCGCCAACCGACAGAACCCUUGGGCCGGUGCCUUCCACGAUGCCAUCUUCAACACUUUCCGCCGAACCAAGGGCCAAAUCUUCUACUGGCUUCCUCCCAUGGUUGCUGGUUACUACAUCAUGAACUGGGCUGUCGAGCGAAGCGAGUACCUUAACUCCAAGGCUGGUCGUGCCGAGUUCGGUGAUGAGGAGGAGUAAAUCGGUUACAUUACUGGAGCAAAACCACGGCGGGUGUGUUGGAGUAGGUCCUCUGGACUCAUUGUACAUCAUCAAUACCUAGAUCAGGAGGUGCAAUAGACAGCAGUCACACUAUUUAUUUGUUGAUUGACCUUUCGGCAUCCAUACAUUGCAAUCGAAUUGAAGUCUC
Messenger RNA from Fusarium odoratissimum NRRL 54006, 945 nucleotides. Its product is annotated as ubiquinol-cytochrome c reductase subunit 8. The transcript is spliced from 2 exons. The record is from RefSeq and is a predicted model, not a curated record. Gene Ontology annotation, biological process: mitochondrial electron transport, ubiquinol to cytochrome c. NCBI's taxonomy places the organism in Eukaryota, Fungi, Ascomycota, Sordariomycetes, Hypocreales, Nectriaceae. The coding region runs from base 450 to 776 and encodes 108 amino acids.